Messenger RNA from Zonotrichia leucophrys gambelii, 3731 nucleotides. RefSeq names its product plakophilin 3 (gene PKP3). Gene Ontology annotation, biological process: cell-cell adhesion; cell-cell junction assembly. The coding region runs from base 303 to 2756 and encodes 817 amino acids. NCBI's taxonomy places the organism in Eukaryota, Metazoa, Chordata, Aves, Passeriformes, Passerellidae. Gene Ontology annotation, molecular function: cadherin binding. The record is from RefSeq and is a predicted model, not a curated record. The transcript is spliced from 13 exons. Gene Ontology annotation, cellular component: cytoplasm; nucleus; adherens junction.
GUCAGGGGGUGACUGUCAGAGGGGAUCCUGGCUUUUCCCAAGGUAGGACCCCCAGACCCCUGGACCACCCCAUCCCCGAGGCGGCCCCUGGACACCUCCACCUGUGGCGGUGACGAUGGCGAUGCUGUCAAUGGUGACAGUGGCCCCGGUGGGGCCCCCUCCUUUUCCCGGCGAGGCGUGGCGGCGGGGCGGGACGGACGGGCCGGGACGGAGCCUCCCUACGGCUGGGGAACGCCGGAACGCCGCCACUGCCGCCGCUCACCUGCGCAGGGCGGCCGGGCUGGCCGCGGCCCCUCGGCACCAUGCAGGAGACUAACUCAGCCUUCCUGCUGUCGGCCCUGCAGCCCGAGGCCGGCGUCUGCUCGCUGGCCUUGCCCUCGGACCGGCAGCUGGACGAGCGUGGCCGGGAGGCGGCCGAGGCCCAGCGGCUGCGCAGCGCCCGCGUCCAGGAGCAGGUCCGCAUCCGCAUGAUGCUGCGGGGACAGGCGCCCGCCCGCCCCGAGGACCUCGCCGACGGCACCAGAGGCGGUCAGUACAGCUCGACCCUGCGCUCCUCCUUCAGCUCCCGCUCCCAGAGCAAUGGGGUGGACGCCAAGGCCUCGCUGUACCAGCCGCUGGCCAAGAAGGAUUUCGGCACGCUGCGGGGCAGCGGCUGGUCCUCGCGCUCGGCCGUGGACCUGACCCCGCACAAGCGCAUGGCCACCAUCAGCAACGGGGGCCUGCCCAAGGGCCGCGCGUACGUGCCUGGCUACGCGGCCUCGCAGGCGGCCGCCACCUCGCCGCGGCCCAGCUCCUUCCACGAGCGCAACUUCCGCUGCCGCCAGAACCUGGACACGCUGUCGCUGCGCUCCCUGCGCCUGGCCGACGGGCCCGUCCCGCUCGCCGACGACCGCUACAGUGUCCUGUCGGAGCAGCUGGACGCUCCCGGGCACAGGCAGCUCUACAAGAGCCAGGCCGGGGGUGGCUUCGGCCGCUCCUUCGCCUUCGAGCGGCAGCUGAGCAGUGGCACGGCCUCCAAGGCCGCCUGCGACUGGCUGGACGGCGCCGAGGGCCCGCCGAGCCGCACCAUCCGCGCGCCUGCCAUGCGCACGCUGCAGCGCUUCCAGAGCAACAACCGCUCCCGGCUGAGCGCCGGCUCCUUCGGCACCAUGCCCACGGGAGGCGGCGGCGCUUUCCUGGGGCUGGGGGAGCACAGCUCCCGCGCCCCCUCCGUGCGCAGCCUGGCCGAGUCCGGCCACCACCUCGGGGAGCCACGCGUCAUGGAGAUGUACAACGGGCACAGCACGCUGCUCGGGCACCACGCCGGAGGGUUUGAUGACAUCGACCUGCCCUCGGCAGUGAAGUACCUGAUCGCCAGUGACCCCAACCUGCAGGUGCUGGGCGCUGCCUACCUGCAGCACAAGUGCUACAGCGACAGCAGCGCCAAGAAGCAGGCCCGCAGCCUGCAGGCCAUGCCCAAGCUGGUGAAGCUGUUCAACAGCCCGAACCAGGAGGUGCAGCGCCACGCCACCGGCGCCAUGCGCAACCUCAUCUACGACAACGCUGAGAACAAGCUGGCGCUGGUGGAGGAGAACGGCAUCUACGAGCUGAUGCGCACCCUGCGGGAGCCCGACGACGAGCUCCGCAAGAACGUCACAGGGAUCCUGUGGAAUCUGUCCUCCAGUGACAACCUGAAGGAUCGCCUGGCCCGGGAUACGCUGGAGCAGCUCACAGACCUGGUCCUGGUCCCUCUCUCUGGGCUGGGGGCCUCGGGUGUCAUCCAGCAGAACCCCUCAGAGGCAGAGAUCUUUUACAACUCCACAGGCUUCCUCAGGAACCUGAGCUCUGCCAGCCAGCAAACCCGGCAGAAGAUGCGCGAGUGUCACGGGCUGGUGGACUCCAUGAUCCACUAUGUGAACAGCUCCCUGGAGGUGGGGAAGUCGGAGGACAAGAGCGUGGAGAAUGCUGUCUGUGUCCUGCGCAACCUCUCCUACCGCUUGUACGACGAGAUGCCCCCGUCCUCGCUGCAGCGCCUCGAGGGCCACCGCAGGAACGCCGGCGGCACAGUGACAGGGGAGCUGGUGGGCUGCUUCAGCCCCCAGAGCAAGAAAGCCCGGGAGCACUACCUGAACGCGGACAUCGUCACCUUCACGGAGGUCUCCAAGGACCCCAAGGGCAUGGAGUGGCUCUGGAACCCUCAGAUCGUGGGCAUCUACAACCGGCUGCUGCAGCGCUGCGAGCUCAACAAGCACACGACAGAGGCAGCCUCGGGUGCCCUGCAGAACAUCACGGCUGGGGACCGCAGGUGGGCAGGGGUGCUGAGCCGGCUGGCGCUGGAGCAGGAGCGCAUCCUGAAUCCCGUGCUGGACCGCGUCCGCACUGCCGACCACCACCAGCUGCGCUCCCUCACCGGCCUCAUCCGCAACCUGUCCCGCCAUGCCCGCAACAAGGACGACAUGUCCACCAAGGUGGUCAGCCACCUGAUCGAGAAGCUGCCGGGGAGUGUCGGGGACAAGGCCCCGCCCGCCGAUGUCAUCGUGAACAUCAUCGCCGUGCUCAACAACCUGGUGGUGGAGAGCCCCAUGGCCGCCCGCGACAUCGUCUACUUCGACGGCCUCAGGAAGCUCUUCUUCAUCAAGAAGCGGCGGGACAGCUCGGACAACGAGAAGUCCUCCCGGGCCGCCGCCAGCCUCCUGGGAAACAUGUGGCAGUACACCAAGCUCCACCGGGACUUCAAGAUGAAGGGCUACCGGAAGGAGGACUUCCUCAGCCUGUGAGGACGCUCUGGGAGCUGGAAUGCCUCGCUGGGAUGCUCCGUGCUGCCAGCCAUGCCGUGGGGAGGCUGCUCGCCGCCAGACCCCCACUCUGUAGCCUAAUCCCUACAUCCCACACGCCUCCCCCCUCUGCUGGGUCCCCUGCCCUGGCUGAGGGACACUUGUCCUCCCUCCUGCCCAGCCUUAAACCCAGCAGCUGCUUUUGGCUCUGCUGUGGGGCCCCGGUUAGGAGGGGGCUGCCCCAUGGCACCCCUUGGGGGCUCUCCCCACUCUCAGGCAGCUGUCUGCAAAACUUGGCUUGUCCUGGCUUGACAGGGGGCAGGAGCUGUAGGGAAGGCUCCUGCAGAGCGAUUCUGGGGCAAGGGGGCUUCUGGGGAUGCUUCAUCCCAGCUGCCUGAGCUGCGGGGCCGGGGCUGUCCGUGCCCUGUGCCGGAGUGGGAUGUGCUGCAGGUUACACUUUAGUUCUGCCCUGGCUGGGUGGGGAUGGAGCUUUGCAUGGCUUGGGGGCUUGGAGGGCUCUGAGGUGGCUUCCCACAGUUUAUGGGGUGGCACAGCAGCUGCAGGGAGCUGGGAAGGGACGCUGUGACAGUGCUGCAUUCCCCCUUUGCUGUGGAGGGUGGGCAGGGGGUCGUGUCUGAUGGGGUUCUGUGCCCUCGCUGCAGGAAGCCUGGGAGAGCUUCAGGGCCCCAUCUGUCACCCUGUGGGGACUGUCCCAGUGUGGCAGAGUGGCUCCUCACCAGCUGCUGCCAGGGCUGGGCCCUGCUGGCACAGCAGGAUCCGGGCAGGGCCGUCCGGGUCGUGUUUGCUGAGCAGUGUCACCCUGUGGGUGGGGAGAUGUCCCCGGUGUCCCCGUGCUGGGUGCAGACAGGUCCAGAGCUCUCUGUGCCACAGCUCAUGGGAGGGGACACACAGCUGGGCUGGGGGUGGCUUUGGGCUGCCGGUGGGUUUGGGCUGGGGGAGCCCCCAGGCUUGGGGGGC